AUGUACCUAUUUCUAUGUAAUUUAUCCAUCGUUGAUCUUUGCUACACAACCAUCACAGUCCCUAAGUUGAUUUACAUGUUCCUAAGUGGUGACUAUGCAUUGUCCUCCGCUCAAUGCUUCACCCAGAUGUACUUCUUCCUACAUGUGGCUACUACAGAGGACCUUCUGCUGUUCAUCAUGGCUUAUGAUCGCUAUGUCGCCAUUUGUAACCCUCUACAUUACCAUCGUAUGUUGAGUAAGAAGAUCUGUGUCCUGUUGAUGGUAGUUGCUUGGGUCAGUGGUUGCAUAAAUUCAACUUGCGCUACAAUAACUUCAUCUAAUAUCCCUCUAUAUUCUAACGCAGUCCCACAAUUCUUCUGUGAAUUCAAAGCUUUCGCCAAAAUUUCCUGCCCCAAUGCCGCUUUUCAGUUAUUUGGCUACAUGGAAGCUGUAAUAUUUGGCUUUGGACCUUUUCUAUGCAGUAUAAUAUCUUAUGUUAAGGUUAUCAUUGUUAUAUUACAUAUAAAGUCUAGUGAUGGCAGAAGAAAGGCUUUCUCCACUUGUUCAUCCCACCUUAUGGUCCUCAGCAUGUUCUAUGGCACCUGGAUGUCCGUGUAUAUAAUGCCACCCAUGAAAGAUACCCGGGUCUUUGAAAUGACUCUUUCUAUUCUGUAUUCAACCAUUACUCCCAUGUUAAACCCUCUAAUAUACAGUGUACGAAAUAAAGAUGUAAGGAGGGCUCUACUGAAGCUGAUGGGGUGCAAAGUCAGAGGAGAGCAGGGUUAA
Messenger RNA from Hyla sarda, 765 nucleotides. RefSeq names its product olfactory receptor 24-like. Gene Ontology annotation, biological process: G protein-coupled receptor signaling pathway. The coding region runs from base 1 to 765 and encodes 254 amino acids. Gene Ontology annotation, molecular function: G protein-coupled receptor activity; olfactory receptor activity. The record is from RefSeq and is a predicted model, not a curated record. NCBI's taxonomy places the organism in Eukaryota, Metazoa, Chordata, Amphibia, Anura, Hylidae. The transcript has a single exon. Gene Ontology annotation, cellular component: membrane.